GAUAGCAGCCGUAUGCUGCUGCUGAGGGAAGAGGUUUAAGAAGAUUAGAAAAGGCUGCUGACUGUCGGGCAGAGUUCACAAUGUAGUGUUACUGACGAUAGUCGAGGAAUGGAUCAAUUCUCCAACUAUAUUCUUGAAAUAUUAUUAACGGGGAAGUGUUUAAGGAAAGGUAAUCUUGAUUCUGCAGACCUGCUGUCCAGGAAUGGAGAAGAGGGGGAAAACAAAGAGACAAAAAGGACUGCAGAAGAGGAUGCAAGGAUGGUGGAGGCAAAGGAUUGCACACUGUUUGAGGCUUUGUGUGACACUAUCCUAUCAUCGCUGGCACUGCUGCAGAGUAGCAUCACUGAGCUUCUGGAUUUCAAAGAUCAACUGAUGAACCAUGCCCUUCCCACCAGCCUCUUAGCCCAUUUGGUCAUUACCACAGGGCGGCUUUUCUGCAGUGUUUCUGACAUGUGCACUCCGACCACCGAGUUGAUCCGCCUUGUACGUUUCUACUCUACUCCGUGGCAGCAGAAGAAAGAAAUCCUGGAGUUGUUAUAUGCAGACUGUGAGAGUUUCAGGAAAAAGCAUCAGCUGGGUGUGGCAGUGAGGCGACUGCAGCUACUUGAUGGUCAUGCCAGAUGGAUUGCUCGGGAACGUCAAAUCUUGAACUGGGAGAAGUUGUUUGGAAAGCUGAUGACUGCGAAGACCCAUGGACGACGGUGGAAGUUUCGAGUAGAUUAUCUGAAGAGGAAAGAUAGAUUAAGCCUAGAGUCACAACUAUUCAUAGGGACCCCAGCUGAGUCUGAGAUGCGGGAUGGACAGAUUGACUCAGAGCUGCACGUUGUAUCUGAAGAGACUGAAUCCCGACAGAGCCUGAUUAGCAGUGAGGAUCAAAAGGCUGAUGCAAAAGAAAGAAAUGAAGACGAGGAAGAUGAGAAAGAGGACAGUGACUUCGAGGAAGCUGUGGUCCCAGUGCAGAAAUUUUCAUUGGAGGGUGAAAGUGUCCUGUUAAAGAAGGACAUUGUUGAUGGAGAAGCACAGACUGAAGGACAGACGCAGGAGCAAGGAACCUGGACUGGUGACGCUCUCCACCAAAGAUUUCUCUGUGUGACAGUGACUAAAUUUUAUGGCGCCUUUGAGCAAGGUCUGUCCUGCCUCUUUACCUAUCGACAAGAAAGUCACCAGAUACAGCUUAUCCAGGACCCAGAGACCAAGCAGAACAAAAAAAUACAGAAACAGGUCAAAAUAAGUGCAGGUAAACAAGAUCUGCCUGUCACUGAGUCUACAUCUGGAAUAUUAAAAAUGUCAGAAGCAGCCAAGAGUGAUUUUGCAAAGUCAGCCAUGGAGUCUGUGCUGACUGGCACCCAAGGAGCAAAGUUUGAAUUGCUGAUGUCAGGAGAAAAGGAGGAUUUCUCUAUGCUGGAGGUGUUGCUUUACCGUAAUCAGGAAGGAGUGAUUGCCAAAGGGGAGUUCAGAUUGCCACAGAAUUUGGUUUCUGAGGAAGAAGUGCAGCUUUUGAUAAAAGAGCACAAUCUCCAGCUUGCCCAGCUACAGGAACUGCACGAGAAGGAGAUGUGCAACCUUCUGGAGUUGCUCAGAUCACCUGCAACAGACAGUCUUCUCCAGCAGAGCUUAAUGUCAGAUGUGGCAGAGAGGGUGCUGAGAUCAGAGAAUGCACAAUCGACAGCUGUGGACCAGAGUGGUGACACAGAGACAAAGGAAGGAAGGACAUUUAAUCGCUCAGAUCGAAGCUCCAGAUCAUCACAAACCAGUCCAAAACCACCACAGAAAUGUGCUGCUAAAAAACAGAAGAUGAGUGUUUGGGAGAGAAUGAAAGUGCUGGAGGAGAACAUGUGGAGAAGCAAACAGAGUGCAAUUGAAAAUCUUCAGUCUGAGACUCGUCGGAAUCUUGAGAAGCAGCUUUCAGUCCAGAAGAGACUUCACCUGCAUUCAGACAGCAAGAAAAAUGGUAACAGAAGCAAAGAUGAAAUCUGUUUUCCAGCACUGUUCAUGCCAAUGAAGGUUGGACAGGUUUUCACUCCAAAGGCUCGUUUGUACUUUCACCCAUCAGGAUCAGCUGGCUUCUUCCGCCUAACACAAGCACCAUCAGUUAUCAGCCUCCCGCCUCUGGGCAGCAGCACUAGGGUGUCUGUUCUGAAACUCCUGAACCCAAGAGUAACGUUGCCAAUAACCCCAGCUAUUGAGGGUAACCCCACCUCCAAAGAAGAAGAAAAAAUAGUCAACAAACUGAUAUCUGAGCCAUCCCCCAUAAAUCAUUCAUGAACAGGUGGUGAGGGUAGGCCAGAGGAGAAAUAUUGAUUGAACCAAGAUUUUGAAGAUAUGAAGACUUUCAUUAAAUCUGCUGAUGGUCCCAUUCCAUUUUUUUCCUCUUGUUCAAAAAUGCUGACUCUUGCUGGGAUACAGAUUCCAUGGAUACCUACAGUUGUCUGAUACCUUAUAAAAUUGGUUAUUAUUAAUGUGGAAGCCUAAAUAGUGAGUGUCAGCAGGCUGUUAGGUUGUGGAAAGCAUCACAGUCCUCAUCCUGUAUUGACCUGAUGGUCCUACACAUAUGCUUUGAUGAGGCAAUCAUUAGUGGGAAUUAUGGCUGUUUUGUUUUCCCCUCACUUCCCCAGGAUUUUCAACCAAUUGUAGUGCCCUAUCACUGACUCAGCUGAGGUUACUGUUGGUGUAAUGUUAAUUCCAUUCAUGGCAUGUCUCAGGAGUGAUAAGAGACAUCAGGAUUCAGGGAAGAGUAAAUUCAGAAGCAGUCAGAGAAAAGUCAAGGCUGUAGUGCAGAUUAACAAUUUAGGUAAAAAUAAGCAGAGGGCCAAGAAGAUAACAAAGGUAAUAGGGCGUUAGUGACUAAGGUGACAUCCGAGAAAAAUGUUAAAGAAAAAGGCACUGUAAAUGCGCAAAGCAUUCACAACAAAACAGGUGAAAUAAUAGCACAGAUAGAAAUAAAUUGGUUUGAUCUAAUUGCCAUUACAGAGACAUGGUUGCAGUGUCAGGGAGAUAUAAUAAUUCUCAUAACGUUAUUGGAAUUUAUUGUAAAAU
Carcharodon carcharias (great white shark) is the source of this 3036-nucleotide messenger RNA. RefSeq lists its product as uncharacterized. The coding region runs from base 109 to 2265 and encodes 718 amino acids. NCBI's taxonomy places the organism in Eukaryota, Metazoa, Chordata, Chondrichthyes, Lamniformes, Lamnidae. The transcript is spliced from 21 exons. The record is from RefSeq and is a predicted model, not a curated record.